Molecule: messenger RNA, 139 nt
Organism: Diversispora eburnea
Lineage: Eukaryota; Fungi; Glomeromycota; Glomeromycetes; Diversisporales; Diversisporaceae
Source: the annotation of a GenBank genome assembly
UCCCUCAACAGUGGCAUUUUCUUUCUUUUCAUCUACAUUAAUAUAUAUUGGUCCUUUUCUUAAAGAUAUUCAAGCUAAAUCUUCAACUUUGGUAGUUAAUGUAGUGAAAAAAAGCACUGUUCAUCGAUUUUCUAUUUAA